GGCGGAGCCAAAGAGGAGGAAACUGUACCGUUGAAUGACUGCUCUCAAGAAAACCGGCGACGAGCCUCCGUACCCGGCAGAUUAAUCGCCCAUCUUUACCGCUUUUCCACGCAUUGAUAUCCUGCCAAAGCGAGCGAAGCAAAGAUAACAUUGAACUCAUUCAACCUAAAUCUCGUCCACAUUAAACCUUCACUCAGCAACACCUGCAUGCUGCAGCUUCUGGAAAUAUCUGCGAAGGGCUUGGGAGAUUAGCGGUGCAGAUAAACGACUGCAGGAAUGGAGACGCAAAUACAUGUGCCCGUGGGGUCGCCGGUGAUUAGAAAAAUUCCCAUUUUCGUGGACGAGCACAACGUGGCGGAGGGGGCGAUGACGCUCAUCCAAGAACUGAGACCGGCGUGGGACAAGAGUCACGUCAAGACGAAGCUCUUUACCGAUGGAACCACCAACAAGCUAGUGGGCUGCUACGUGGAGGACAGUCCAGAGGAUGUGGUCCUUGUCCGAGUAUACGGAAACAAGACGGAGCUAUUCGUGGACAGAGACAAUGAGCUCAAAAGCUUUCAGGUGCUACAUGCUAAUGGUUGCGCUCCUCACCUCUACUGCACCUUUCAGAACGGCAUCUGCUACGAGUUCGUGCAGGGUGACGCUCUCGGGACGGCGGAUGUCAGGGAUCCUUCUUUACUCAGAAUGAUAGCCGGAGAGAUGGCUCGUAUCCAUGCCAUCCAUGCCCACAACGGCUGCAUCCCCAAACCCAACCUCUGGAUUAAGAUGAGAAAAUACUUCUCUCUUGUGCCCACAGAGUUCACAGACCAAGCAACCAACCUCAGGAUCCAGCAGGAGUGUCCCAGCAAAGCAGUGCUGGAGCAGGAGAUAGUGUGGAUGAAGGAGCACCUCUCCACACUGGGCUCCCCCGUGGUGCUCUGCCACAAUGACCUACUGUGCAAGAACAUCAUCCACAACAGCAAAGAGGGUCACGUUCGCUUCAUAGACUAUGAAUACUCCAGCUACAACUACCAGGCCUUUGACAUCGGCAACCACUUCAAUGAAUUUGCAGGAAUGGCAGAGCUGGACUAUGGGCUGUACCCGACUCGGGAGAUGCAGAUGGACUGGCUCAAAGUGUACCUGCAGGCAUACAAGCUCUUCACCAAGAAAACAGAGGAGGUCAGCGAGCGAGAGCUGGAGACGCUCUACGUACAGGUCAACAAGUUUGCUCUGGCCUCUCACUUCUUUUGGGGCUUCUGGGCGCUCAUACAGGCCGAAUACUCCACCAUAGACUUCGACUUCCUCGGGUACGCCGUGCUACGUUUCAAGAACUACUUCAAGACCAAACCUGCAACGAUGGCCCUGCAGAUCCCGGAAUGAAAAGAAGACGUAGGAAGGCAGAAUCCGGAGAAAAAGUGAGGGAGGGUGCAUCAGCUUUCAUGCUGGAACUUCCUGUACACUCUCUCAAUCUUUCCAGCCCAGCUGUCUGACGGACCAGUACCCGCUCUACCUGGCCUCCUUUCCUGCGACGAGCGCGAUUACUCUUUCAUUCCUCCCAACUUAGCUCCAGGUCUGUCACAACUCUUCGCUCAAGACACUUUUCUGAGUUCUGUCUGUCUGUACAGUAUGUGAGUGAGUGAGUGUGCGAGCUUUUUGUUUGUACUGUCCACCCAUCCUUAGAAACCUGACUUCCUACUUUCAUACAGAAAUGUCCCACAGCACCUCCAACAAAAAAAUUUGACUUUUUAAAAGAUACACACAAAUAGCCUUUCCUCUUAUUAGUUUGACUGUCUCCAUGACUCAAUGCAACGGCCUCACUGUAGUAAGAAACUAACCAUAGACGCCUUGCACGUCAUAUUCCUGAGAUUUUGCAGGUUGGUUGGUAUGCUUAAAACAAUUCCUCCUUCUGUCUGCAGAUCUUGAAACAUUUAAAUUCCUUUCUUCUGCAUCUCUGGUGCUAAGUGCUUUUAGCUGUGGUAUCUAUGCACUGCCCUCCCCAGACACCAGCUGCGUACUUUGGGGCAGUCCUGUGUGUCUCUCUCUCUCCCUGAUUCUUUUUUUCUCUUGUUCCAGUAAAAGCGUUUGUCAGUUUCUAUUUUAGUUAUUCCAAAUAAACUGCUGCUAAUAUUAGAAAUAAAAAAAUAAAAAGUGAGUGUUUGCUGGUGUACCUCUCUCCUAAAGGAAGGACUGAGUGUGAGAGACAGAAACCUGUUCAAGCUUUUCACGGGCUGGCUUCGGGUUAGGUCACUAUUGUGUUCUAGCAAUGGAUGAUAGAGAGAAGCUAAAUGUGCAUUUAUUUAUUGAUGUGAAGACCUUCUGGAUUAUUUAGUAUCUCAGGUGAAACGGCUCCAUGGUUCUGCUUGCAGUGAUACUGAAGGAGGAGGGGAGGAGGGUUUAAGUGAGAGCACCUGUAUCACUCUGUGUGCUUUUCUCUCCUCAACCCAUUUUUCCACAUUCUUGACUUUUAUGGUAACGGAGCGUCGCUCUGUUAAACUUUCCAUUAAGACUUCCUGGACCUCUUGGAAAAUUACAACCUCCGUCACCCUCACUACCAACCCCUCCUCAUACACCAAUAUCCCCUCCUCUACUCUUUAUGGCCUAAUCUGUUUGCUCCCUCCUCAUGUUAUCAUCUUUGAUCUCCAGCCCCCAGUUUGGUUUCAUAUCUGGCCUUUCAACAGGUUCAAACUGCAGCACCUGCUUCAAAGGCAGCGUUGAGUUCAGAGGCUGCUCUCACCGCCACACCAUGUGCCAAUCAGUUCCUGCUCACGUCUCACAUUUUUAAAAGUAUGUUCUGUUACGUAAUCAAAUACUGCACGAUUUAUAUCUGUGAUUCAAUCGAGGCUGAUUUUCCAUUCAUUUAAUUUAUUUGUUACAUCUUGGUCACACGUUUGACUCGUGUGGUCUUGUUUGUCCUCUCAUAUCUCAGUUAAUUUGAUGAAAUGGCAUUGAAAGAUGUUUCCUUCAGCCGUUUUAACUGAACACUGCAAACAAUAAAAUGGUUUUAUUUGGCUGUUUGAAUCCUGCAGACAUCUUGGCGCUAACCGGUCUGUUAGAAAGAUCUUAAUGGCUUCUGUUAUAAUGAACCUGAGCUCUUUAUUUGACUUCUUUAAAGUCAUGAAUAAAUCAGAGCUUCAGAUGAUAUCUUCAGAAACGACUUUUGUCCGCCGGUCUCCAGAGCAGGAACAAGUUUCCCUCUCUUUCCCCCAAACGCUCUUCAGGAUAUUUAAUCUCUACUAGGCACAGCAGGGGGAGACACUGAGCGCUGACCUUUGUCCCACACUCCCCCGUCUCAUGUAUCUCACAGGCUCAAUAAUUUACAAAGUGAGCUGCCUCUGCCCCUUAACACCAUCACUACAGACUCUAAUUUAUGUUAAUGGUUUCCAGUCCGGACAUUUAAGCUGGGACGUAGCCCAGGUGCUGUCAGGUGAAUCACGUCCAUCUAAGAAUGUGUCAGAAGCUCUUAUCCUAAUGAGUGAUGAUCAGAAGCUUGUUAAUGUGAACUCUUAACUGCUUGUGGCAUUGUGAGGGUUUAGAGUUACUUAGUAAAAGAGUCGUUUUAUGAUGGCACAUAAUUGUCUGUAAAAAAAAAAACUGAGGACUGAGGAAGAAAAGACUUUGGGAACAUAUUGUUUAGUUUCUUUUGGAUUAUAUCUAUGGCCCGACCGAUAUGGGGAAAAAAAAAUCAGAUACCGAUAUAUCGGCCGAUAUCUUUCUUCGAUCUAUGUUCGAUCUGUAGAGAUAGAUACAGAUAUCGUACACAUUUAUUGCGUUGACUCUUCAAAUGCAUAUUAAACACUUGUGGAAUAGAUAUAUAUAUAUAUAUAAUGAAGAUGGUCACUCAACUGGAAAGUAACUGCACAUGUACAUGCAUCACCACUUAACACUCUGGAGUGAUAAUGUUUGUUGUAAUCCAUAUAGCGCCCUCUGCUGGUGAAACAGAACUGCUUGUUUAAAACAAUGAUACUCAAAUGAAAUACUAUUUGACUGGUGAAUAAAAAUCUAGUAAUAUCGGCGCAUAUCUGAGAUAAAAUUAGCCGAUACCGAUAAGUCACUAGGUAAGCCGAUAUCUGCCGAUAUAAUCAGCUGGCCAAGUAAUGGGUGAACGUAGCCUUUGUGAUGUCUCCCAUAUGUCUAGUGGACUGCUGUUGAAAAGCUUUUUAGUCUGGCUGUAUAUUGUUUCUUUUUUAAUAGAGGAUGCAUGCACUUUAUCCUGGUUGAUGAAUCGCCACGGUAACGACUUGUCCAUCACAAGUAGACUCACCGUCCUCUUAUCAUCUAUUUUGCUCUGAAUGGGGAAUUUAUAAAGUUAGGACCAUUAACUUA
Molecule: messenger RNA, 4302 nt
Organism: Labrus mixtus (cuckoo wrasse)
Lineage: Eukaryota; Metazoa; Chordata; Actinopteri; Labriformes; Labridae
Gene: etnk2
Product: ethanolamine kinase 2
Exons: 9
Coding region: 277-1359 (360 amino acids)
Biological process (GO): phosphatidylethanolamine biosynthetic process
Cellular component (GO): cytoplasm
Molecular function (GO): ethanolamine kinase activity
Source: RefSeq, a predicted model, not a curated record